Messenger RNA from Eruca vesicaria subsp. sativa (arugula), 2809 nucleotides. Lineage: Eukaryota; Viridiplantae; Streptophyta; Magnoliopsida; Brassicales; Brassicaceae. The record is from the annotation of a GenBank genome assembly.
ACGAUUUUUGAUCGCGAACUCUCGAAAAAUGCAGAAGUUAGGGUUUCCAGCGAUGAAAAGCUUGGAUCAGAUCCGAUCGUCGAUGGCGGCUGGAUCCGCGAAGAAUCUCUCCUCCUUCUCCUACUCUCGUCAACCUCACGAUUCCUUCUCUUCAGGAAACUUCUCGAAUCUGAAGCUCACUGCAGAGAAAUUGGUGAAGGAACAAGCGUCUAUGAAGUCCGAUCUCGAAUUAGCGAAUUCUAAGUUGAAAAAAUCCAAGGAUCAAAUACUUGCUUUAGAGGAGAAGCUGCAGAACGCUUUCAACGAGAAUGCUAAGCUCAGAGUGAUGCAAAAGGAGGAUGAGAAGCUUUGGAGAGGGAUGGAGUCCAAGUUUUCUUCAACCAAGGCUCUGUGUGAUCAACUUACUGAGACUUUGCACCACUUGGCUUCUCAGGUUCAAGAAGCGGAGAAGGACAAGGAGUUGUUUGAGUCCAAGUUCUCUACUAGUGCGGAAACAAUUGACUUUUUAAAGCAGCAGAUGCAAGAUCUAUCUCUAAGACUGGGUGAUGCUGAAGAAAACAUCAAAAGCCGAGAGAAGGAACUAGAAGAGCUGCGACUCGAGAAAGAACAGAAAGAAAACUGUUAUCUUAGUGAACAAUGUAAAACUGCCAGUCUCUUAAAGGAGAAAGAUACUAUGAUAGUAAAUUCUGAAGCAGUUAUCGCUGAAGCAAAACUCAAGAUUGAGAAUUUGAACUUCCAAAUGGAGAAGCUGCGGGUGGAGUUAACAUCAAAAGAAGAUGAGGCCAAAUGCCUUGUUGGCGUCAAGGAGAAGUUGGAACAAGAGAAUAUGGAUAUACGGAUGAGUGCUGACAAUCUAUCUGAGAAACUGAUCAACUCAGACCAGGAGGUUAAGAAGCUUGAGGGCUUUGUCCACUCUUUGGCAAGUCAGUUGGCUGAAUUGGACAAAAAGAACUUGGAGUUCAUGGAAAACUUUGAUAAGCUAAAUGCUUUAUAUGGCACUCACAUUAUGUUGCUCCAAAAGGAUAAAGAUCUUACCUCUGAUCGUGCUCAAAGAUUAUUCAAUCAACUCCAAAGAGAGUUCUUGACUGUAAACUUACAGAAAGAAGCUCUGCAAUCAUCAGGUAAUGAGUUAUAUGAACAAAGAGAGGAACUGAAGAAAGCUAAAGAGUCACUGGUUUCCCAACUUGCCGAGGAACGCUCAUCCGCAAGGCAGGCUAUUGAAAAACUAGAGUCUGAAGCAAAAUGUCUAGUUUCAACAAAUGCUGAGUCAGAAGCAGUAAUUGCAAAACUGAAAGUGGAAAUAGAAGCUUUGUUGGAAAAACUGAAGGCUUCAGAGAAUAAGACGCAAGAAAUGAUGUUAAAGCUUUCAUCAUCAGAGCUUGAAAGUAAAGAGAACCAUGAGAAGCUUCAGGCUGAUGCACAAAGAAAGGCUGAGGAAAUGGAGAUCUUGCAGAAAGAGAGCGAGAGCAGUCAGCUGCGUGUGCAUUCAUUGUCCGAAGAGGUGAACCAGCUUCAAAGCGUUAUUGAAAAGAAAGAGCUUCUUAUCAAUCAAUGCAAGGAAACUGAGAAGAAGCUGGACCAGAAAACCACAGAGGUCAAGGAGCUACUAGCAGCUGCUGAAACUAAGCUUCUAGAGGCGAAUAAGCAACAUGCUCUGAUGCUGGAAAACAAGCAGUUGGAAUUAUCAAGGCACUUGAAGGAGUUAUCUCAGAGGAAUGACCAGGCCAUUAAUGAUAUCCGGAGGAAAUAUGAUGAUGAGAAGCAGGAGAUUAUUAAUGAAGAAAAGGAAAAGGUUGAGACAGUUAUCAAUGAACUAUCCGCUAAAUAUGAUAAAGAACUCUCAAAUUGUAAAGCCGAAUCAAAGCAGCAAUUGCUGAGCAUCCAAGAGGAUCAUGCUUCUCUGAUACUUACAAUUCGGAAGGAACACGAAAACAGGGAGUUCAAUCUCAAAGCUAAGCACGAUGAGGAAUUGAGACAAACUCAGAUUCAGGCUGAAACUGAAUUAACAGAGAGGAUAACAACACUCAGGAAUGAGCAUGAUGUUCAGUUGAAAGCAUUCAAGUGUCAGUACGAUGAUGAAUGCAAGAAGCUGCAAGAUGAAUUAGAUCUUCAAAGAUCAAAAGAAGAGAGGCAAAGAGCUUUGUUGCAAAUGCAGUGGAGGGUUAUGAGUGACAAAGCACCUGAAGAACAAGAAGUGAGCUCUAGGAAGAAACACAUUCUCAUGGAUGAAAUACAGGACUCACCUUUUGUAAAGGCAGCAGAAACACCUGUGACUAAGAUGUUGAAGAAAGUCGAAACUGCAAAUACGAGAAGCUUAAUGAGCAGCCAAAAGCAUCAUAGCAAGGUGGCUCGUCGUGAAUAUGAAGUUGAAAAGAACGAUGGGAGGAACACAAAACGUAGGAAAACAGGAGCAACAGUCAUGUUCGAGGAGCCAAGGAGAAGAUCUACUCGGAUUACACCCAAGGCCAAGACCCCUAGAAAUAUCGCUAAGGUGGCAGCCAUAAGCAGUCAUCCACCACGCUCUGCAAACUUCGGAGAUCUGUUUUCAGAAGGCUCACUCAAUCCGUAUGCUGAUGAUCCCUAUGCAUUUGACUGAGUUGAAUCUGAGCACUAAGCUCAAAUCCUAAAACCAUUCUCCAUACUCUUAAAGCUCUUUGCUACACUCUCUGGACGAUAAAUAAAUUGGUCACACCUUGUGAUUUGUACAGACGUUUCCUAUUGCAUCAACUUUCUCAUUUGUUAAUUGGGGGAGUAACUAGUAAUGUUGAAGAGCUUGUUUGUUACCCACCUGUAAAUAUUUUAGAGCUUC